Lobosporangium transversale is the source of this 1428-nucleotide messenger RNA. RefSeq lists its product as hypothetical. Gene Ontology annotation, molecular function: DNA binding. NCBI's taxonomy places the organism in Eukaryota, Fungi, Mortierellomycota, Mortierellomycetes, Mortierellales, Mortierellaceae. The transcript has 2 exons. The record is from RefSeq and is a predicted model, not a curated record. The coding region runs from base 1 to 1428 and encodes 475 amino acids.
AUGUCAUCAUCAAAUCCAAACACAGCUGUACCCAAGACUGCUGAUGGCACUCAGCAAUCUUCCUUUGGAGCCGAGGGAACUUCCGGAUCGGGACUUGGCUCAUCUUCGAGCCAGGAGACCACCGAAGGCAAUAGACUCAUCACCCAGAAUGGUGCGCGUGAACCUGAAGCCAAUCAACUCUGGAUCCCAACAGUCAACCCGGUAGUGCCCAAUAUUCAUCUUACAGUGAUUGACAAUGUUGCACUUUAUACGACCAAGCUUGUAAAUCCAGGUGCUGAAUAUAGACUUUUGCGGCGUGCUGAUAACGGGUACGUUAAUGCGACGACAUUGUUAUUGGCUGGAGGGGUCGAGACAGAACAAGAACGUAGUAUUGUCUUAAGUCUUGAACUCGGACGCGUUCGUGUUCGUAAACCCAACUCGCAACUCUUUGGAACUUGGAUUCCCUUAGCGCGGGCUCGUGCAUUGGCAGCGACCUGUUCUUUACAUCAUAAGCUUGGACCUUUCUUGAACGACAAUCUCGACACGUAUUUCCCAUCUCCCUUGCCGAUUCCGACUCAGAAAGUGACGCCCAGUGUAGUCACAGCUACUGCAUCGGCCAUGAUGAGCCACCAAGCGGUUACUGCAGCUCGUAUGAGGACCAUCUCACUCUCUGCUUUACGCUCCUCAACAUCGCCACCAACAAAUGGAUUGGUUCGUGUAGGCGCUAUUAAUCAUCCACUCUCUAGAAGUAACUCAGGCUCUAAUCAGGUCACUGGGCAGCCCCUUAAUAGUAUGGUCAUGCUAAAUGGAAACCAGGUUGAGGCGCAGCCAACACCUGGAGUAUCAGCAUCGGUCACUAAUUCAAGUGCCAUGGCCGGUAUAACUUCAACUGGAGUAGCAACGACAAUGUCCGCUACCUCUGCUACACCUAACGCUAUGGCAAACACUUCCACUACCUCGGCGUCUGUUAAUGGUGCCGCAGCCACACUACCUCCCGCUGUCUCUGUGGCCUCUUUGACGCCAUCAGCUGGGCCUAAUCUUUUACAAGCACUCGGACAGAUGGGCCAGCUACAUGCUACUGCUGGCCAGAUCCGACCCCUUCAAGGAGGAUUCAUCCCUCGGGUGGAGCCACAUACUGGAAGACCUAUUCUGCCCAUGAUCAAUGAGACUGUUUCUGCAGUCCCGGGUCAAAGUGUCAUCCCUGUCAAGGAUUAUCAGGAUUCAGAUGAUGAUACCGAGUCAGACGAUGAUGUUGAAGGGGUGCGGCAAAAGAUGAAGCAACUUCGAGCACAACAACAAGAGGAAGCUGAAAAGAAUCUUUUGAAGCAAGCAAAAACUGUAGCAGCUGGUGCCAAUGCAGGAGCCAAGCCAACGACAGCAACUGAGGAGAUGGAUACUGACGAAGAUAUCGAUAUCGGGGGUAGUGAUGGCGACGAUGAUUUACGUUAG